AUGUACCCUGGUCAUAUUUGGACGAAAUUAUCACGUACCCAGUUCAGACACAAUUCUCUGUGGAAAUUAAACCAAUCUGGCAACAGGUAUUUUGCUUUUGGUGUAGAAACUGCCAUCUAUAAUAAAUCUCGAUUUGGACACCAUCAUUUGUCACUGUCAGCAGCAUUUUUCAAUUUCACAAAGCUCAUGUUGAAGCCACACCGACAGCUUUUAUGUCAGGCCAACAAACCAUGCUCCUUCGCCCAUCUUAUAGCGUCCUCUAUAGAAUGUAGUGCCAGAACAAGGUCAACCAUCUUCAGUCCAGCAACUGAUGGGUACGCCAUUUUAAAAGCGACGUGGUUAGAGAUGGCAAAGUAA
Molecule: messenger RNA, 357 nt
Organism: Helobdella robusta
Lineage: Eukaryota; Metazoa; Annelida; Clitellata; Rhynchobdellida; Glossiphoniidae
Exons: 2
Coding region: 1-357 (118 amino acids)
Source: RefSeq, a predicted model, not a curated record